CAGCGAGUCAGUCUAACCUCCGCCAUUCUAAUCUGCCCCAGGUGAACUGCUAAUAGGUAACGUUGGGUCGUACUUCGGUGGAGGCAGCGGAACAAUGCGUUCCGCACUGGAGUGGCUGCUGCUGAUGUCUGCCGCGAAGCCAGACCUGCAGGGUCGCGUCCAGGCCGAGAUCGACGCCGUGAUCGAGCAGAAGGGCCCGACUGGAAGCAAUCGAGUCUCGUGGAUGGACCGGGCCCGCAUGCCUUACACGCAGGCGUUCAUGUGGGAGACGAUGCGCUGCAAGCCCGUCAACCCACUUAGCCUGAUGAGAAGCGCAAGCAACGACAUUAAUUUGGGCGGCUACUUCAUACCCCGGGGAAGCAUCGUUAUUCCGUCAUUCUGGUCGAUCUUCAACGAACCUUCUUUCUGGGGAGACCCCGAAGUGUUCCGCCCAGAACGCUUUCUGAGUGACGACGGAAAGUCAGCGAAGAAGCCCGAGCGGUUCAUUCCCUUCUCAUGUGGAAAACGCUCGUGUCCCGGGGAGUCCAUUGCCGUCAUGGUGGUGUUCAUCUUCUUCACAAACAUCCUGCAUCAGUUCUCGGUCGAAGCUCCGUCCGAUGGUGUGGCGGCCCUUAAGAACGAAGUGCUGGGCCUUGCGAUGCGACCAGCGCCUCGGGAAUUAGUUUUCAGGCCGCGGGCUUAGCUAAGCCUAGAUAAG
Dermacentor silvarum is the source of this 697-nucleotide messenger RNA. RefSeq names its product vitamin D 25-hydroxylase-like. Gene Ontology annotation, molecular function: monooxygenase activity; oxidoreductase activity, acting on paired donors, with incorporation or reduction of molecular oxygen; iron ion binding. Bases 95 to 682 code for a protein of 195 amino acids. NCBI's taxonomy places the organism in Eukaryota, Metazoa, Arthropoda, Arachnida, Ixodida, Ixodidae. The transcript has 4 exons. The record is from RefSeq and is a predicted model, not a curated record.